CCCCGGCGGCGUGCGGGGGCUGCAGGAAGCAGGGGCGGCGGCCGCUCGGGCCCCGGCUCGGCGGGGUGAGAGACACCCGGAAACGGAUUCCUCUUGGGUGCCCGCGCGAGGCGGGCGUCUCGCAGGGAGCGGGAGGAGCAGGCGGGCGGGCGGCUGCUGAGUAAUCCCCGCGGCGGGCGGCGGCGGCGGCGGCGGCCUGGGCGCUCACGUCCCCCGCCGCGCUGCAGCCGGCCCGGCUCCUCCCCUCUCCCCCGGCCCGCCCCGCCCCACGCCGCCCCUCCCCCGCCCCGCUCGGCUGCGCGGCACUCCGGGCAGGUAGAGCCGGGCUCCGGGCGCGCGGGGGCCGCAGCAGCUGCCGCCCCACCUCUCCUCGGCCCUGCGCACAGCCUCGCGCGCCCAUGGCCGGCUCGGAGCAGCAGCGGCCGCGGCGGCAGGACGACAGAGACUCGGCGGCGGCGGCGGCGCCCCUGCAGGACGCGGAGCUGGCCCUGGCCGGCAUAAACAUGCUGCUCAACAACGGCUUCAGGGAGUCGGACCAGCUUUUCAAACAAUACAGAAAUCAUAGCCCAUUGAUGAGUUUUGGAGCCAGCUUCGUCAGUUUUUUGAAUGCCAUGAUGACAUUUGAAGAAGAAAAAAUGCAGUUGGCCUGUGAUGACUUAAAAACUACAGAAAAGCUGUGUGAAAGUGAAGAGGCUGGAGUAAUUGAAACCAUCAAGAAUAAAAUUAAGAAGAAUGUCGAUGUCCGAAAAUCCGCCCCCUCCAUGGUUGAUCGGCUUCAGAGGCAGAUAAUCAUAGCUGACUGUCAGGUUUACCUGGCUGUGCUCUCAUUUGUAAAACAAGAAUUGUCAGCCUAUAUAAAAGGUGGGUGGAUCCUUAGGAAAGCCUGGAAGAUUUACAAUAAAUGCUAUCUGGACAUCAAUGCCCUCCAGGAGCUGUAUCAGAAGAAGCUAACUGAAGAGCCCUUGACUUCUGAUGCUGCAAAUGAUAAUCACAUUGUGGCUGAAGGGGUGUCUGAGGAGUCUCUAAACAGACUGAAAGGUGCUGUUAGCUUUGGAUAUGGCCUUUUUCACCUUUGCAUAUCCAUGGUGCCCCCCAACCUGCUCAAAAUCAUCAACCUGCUGGGUUUUCCUGGAGACCGCCUGCAAGGGCUUUCUUCACUGAUGUAUGCAAGCGAAAGUAAGGACAUGAAGGCCCCUUUAGCUACAUUAGCUCUGCUCUGGUAUCAUACUGUGGUCCGCCCAUUUUUUGCCUUGGAUGGCAGUGAUAACAAAGCAGGCCUGGAUGAAGCGAAGGAAAUUCUUCUCAAAAAAGAAGCUGCUUAUCCAAAUUCUUCCCUCUUCAUGUUUUUCAAGGGACGUAUACAACGAUUAGAGUGUCAAAUCAACAGUGCCUUGACUUCUUUCCAUACUGCUUUGGAACUUGCGAUAGAUCAGAGAGAGAUCCAGCAUGUCUGUCUGUAUGAAAUCGGUUGGUGCAGCAUGAUAGAGCUGAAUUUCAAGGAUGCAUUUGAUUCCUUUGAGAGGCUGAAAAAUGAGUCCAGGUGGUCCCAGUGCUAUUACGCCUAUUUAACUGCAGUUUGUCAGGGAGCCACCGGUGAUGUGGAUGGGGCGCAGAUAGUGUUUAAAGAAGUUCAGAAGCUCUUCAAAAGGAAAAACAAUCAGAUUGAACAAUUCUCAGUGAAAAAGGCAGAGAGGUUUCGGAAAGUAGCUCCCACCAGAGCGUUGUGUGUACUGGCCUCCAUCGAAGUGUUAUACCUGUGGAAAGCCCUCCCCAACUGCUCCUUCCCCAACCUGCAGAGGAUGAGUCAAGCUUGCCAUGAAGUGGAUGAUUCAUCUGUUGUUGGAUUAAAGUAUUUGCUUCUUGGUGCCAUACACAAAUGUCUGGGAAACUCAGAAGAUGCUGUUCAGUUCUUUCAGCGCGCUGUUAAAGAUGAGUUGUGUCGUCAGAAUAACUUAUACGUCCAGCCAUAUGCUUGCUAUGAACUUGGCUGUCUUCUGUUAGACAAACCGGAGACUGUAGCAAGAGGCAGAACUCUACUUCUUCAAGCAAAGGAGGAUUUCUCUGGCUACGACUUUGAAAACAGAUUGCAUGUCCGCAUCCAUGCUGCUCUGGCCUCCCUGAGGGAACUGGUUCCUCAGUGAUAGACUCGGACUUCCUGUUCUGUCCCUCCCUACCAGGUUCUGCACUUUAAAAUGAAAGCAGAGGACACAGCUCUUCUGGAAGCCCGAAGACCGGCUUUUCUUCUGAAAACCACCUGUGCCAGGGACACAUUUUCCCAGUUAGGCUGACAUAUUAAAGAUCUCCUCUUUUAAACGUAUAGCUAAAAAGUAAUAAUAAUGAGGAUACUAGUAAUUAUAACUAACCACCUGGGGAGAGGGUUAAGUGACCUUGUUCAAACAUUUUAGUUUUGUGAUUUAUUAUUUUUAAAAUAAAAGCAAACUAAAUAUUCCACCUGUGAUCUUCUAGGAACGCCUACCUUAAGCACACAUCCGACUGCAUAUAACACUAGGAGGCACCUGUAAAAUUAUCAACAGUAUUAUGACAUAGCAUUUAUAUUGUGUUUUGAAAAAAAAUAAAAGUGCUUUCUAGUGUUUUAUUUUAUCCUCUAACUUGUGAAUAACAUAGCACAGAUAUUCUUAUUCCCAUUGUCUAGACAAACUCAGGCACAAAAAGGCUAACUGAUCCCAAUCAAUUAUUCCUGUUAUCAGUGGAGCAGUGAAUAGAACACAGAUCUCUUGACCACAGACAGAAUAUUCUUGUAAAACAAAAUGUGUUAAUAACCCAGAAUUUCAUGUUUUCCUUAUUAAAACACAAAUGCGCUUCAGCUGAA
Messenger RNA from Acinonyx jubatus (cheetah), 2830 nucleotides. It is a transcript of the gene TTC39C, whose product is annotated as tetratricopeptide repeat domain 39C. The coding region runs from base 399 to 2141 and encodes 580 amino acids. Gene Ontology annotation, molecular function: protein binding. NCBI's taxonomy places the organism in Eukaryota, Metazoa, Chordata, Mammalia, Carnivora, Felidae. The transcript has 14 exons. The record is from RefSeq and is a predicted model, not a curated record. Gene Ontology annotation, biological process: cilium assembly; otolith morphogenesis.